Messenger RNA from Salvia miltiorrhiza (redroot sage), 807 nucleotides. RefSeq lists its product as uncharacterized. The coding region runs from base 1 to 807 and encodes 268 amino acids. NCBI's taxonomy places the organism in Eukaryota, Viridiplantae, Streptophyta, Magnoliopsida, Lamiales, Lamiaceae. The transcript is spliced from 4 exons. Gene Ontology annotation, molecular function: zinc ion binding. The record is from RefSeq and is a predicted model, not a curated record.
AUGAACUUGGCCCCAUUUGUUGAACACUGUAAUUGUGUGAGGCACGUGUACUAUAAUUGGAAGAAGAAUUUCAAAGGUCCAACAUUGAAAAAUAUCUUCUGGAAAGCAGUAAGGAGUACUUACCAAGAAGAAUGGAAUGCAACAGUUGAGGAGAUGAAGCUUGAAGAUCCUGCCGCUUAUAAUGAUUUUAUGGAGAAAGAUUACACCAGAUUUUGCAAGUCUCGAAGUAAGUACAUCAUUAACAUGCUCGAAGACAUUAGGGUAGCUUUGAGAAAGAAGCAGUAUAAGAAGCUACAACUGGUGGAAGGCUUAGGUGGGAAGUUUGAGGUCCAAAUCUUUGAUGAUAGGUUUAUUAUAGUUUGUCUAGGCACCAAAACAUGCAGUUGUAGGCUAUGGGACAUCACCGGAAUAUGUUGUGCGCAUGUUAUGUCGGCUAUACAUUUUAUGAAAGAGGAUCCUACUGUCUACGUACAUGAAUGUUAUAGUUUUGACAAGUACUUGAAAGCAUAUGGUUAUGGGUUGGAACUCAUUAAUGGUGAGAAGAUGUGGCCCAAAGGCGUUGGAAAUUCAGUGCAGCCUUCUGUGGUCCGCACCAUGCCAGGAAGGCCGAAAAUGAAGAGAAAAAGAGGAAGACAGUUUCUAAGGAGAGAGCACAGGCUAGGAGGGGCAUUGGUUUAUUGCAAUGUCAAGGGACGGGCAACGUAUACAUCUCUACUGGAACUAGAGCAACAUUCUUUCCACCGAGACAAAGAAGUAGGGGAAGAGGAGGAAGGGCUGGAGCUGGAAGAACAGGAAGUUCUAGUGUAG